GCGGCUGCGUCAACAGGACCAGAGCAGGAGACAGGAGACCCUUUAUUUUUUAUUUGUGAUCUGUGAUAUUAUGAUUUAAGAGGACUCAAAAAUUCAAACGGCUCAUGCCAGAUCUAUCACCCCCGUCAGAAGACAACGUUAAUUCGUGUACCACAGCCUCUGUCAGAAGAAAAAAACUGACUCAAGAAAAAAACGUUCGAUUGAUGGGGAAAAUUUUAGAAAUCGACAAGUGCUGGCGGACAACAGCUCUUCAAAGGCUUAUGUUUGAAAAUAUUGAGUCAAUAGAUGAAGUUGACGGACACAUCUCGUAUUCGGAUUUCUUCAAUGAUUUUAUGCUAGUCAACAAGCCUUGCCUGAUAGAAGCAAAUUUAACAGAAAACUGGAGGUGCUUGAGCGAGUGGGUCGAUCACACUGGCAGUCCAAACUUUGAAUUUUUGAAACGUCACUUUGGAAAUUCAGUGGCCCCGGUUGCAGACUGCAAUGAGCAAUACUUCAAUGCACAGAAAAAGCAGAACAUGCGGGUCACAGACUUUCUCGACUACUGGCGAAAGUAUGCCCUUGAUGGACAUCCUAAAGACCAGCCUUGCCUUUACUUGAAAGACUGGCAUUUUGUCAAGGAAUAUCCUGACUAUAAAGCAUACCACUGGCCAGAAAUCUUUCGGUCAGACUGGUUAAAUGAAUUUUGUGCCUCUGAAAAUGGUGGUGAUGACUAUAAAUUUGUCUACAUGGGACCCAAGGGGUCAUGGACACCAAUGCACGCAGAUGUGCUGUCAUCGUUCAGCUGGUCAUCAAAUAUAUGUGGACGAAAAAAGUGGAUUCUUUUUCCCCCUGGCACCGAGGAAAACUUGAAGAGCGCCCAUGGUGACUUGCCUUUUCAAAGGGACCUCUCGCCUGAAAUGACAAGAGGUGGAAUAAUCAUCGAUCAGCUGGCGGGCCAAACAAUUUUCGUGCCGUCUGGGUGGCAUCACCAAGUUUGGAAUGAGGAGGACACAAUAUCCAUAAACCACAACUGGCUAAACGGUUGCUGCAUAGAGGGUGCCUGGCGCAACCUCCUGAAAGGUCUUCGUGCAGUUGAGAAUGAAUUGCAGGACUGCAAGGACAUGGAAGGUUGGCUGGAGCAGUGCCAGGUUGUUUUGAAGGCUGUGGCAGGCGUUGACUGCAAAGGAUUUGCAGCCAUGUUGGCAUACAUCGCAAAUCAAAGAAUUGCUCAAAUCAAGAAAGAGGAAGUGCAGUUAGGAAAGGAACACACUAUCUUUGACUUGCGUAAAGUGCUCAACGUGUUAGAAUCGUUUGGACAAAAUGAAAUUUUAAAUGAUGUGGACACUUGUGAUUUUAAAAUAUUUUUGGAUUGCUUGGAAAAAGAAUAAAAGUGUAGAUAAAAUAGGAUGGUGUUCACUUCGCCUUCUGUGGACCCAUACAGUUACCAUCAGGGUACCUCUCAAAGAAGGCCUUUUUAAGCGCAGGGUCAACCAGUUUGACUCCGUUGAGCUGAUUUCCCAAUGUAA
Molecule: messenger RNA, 1505 nt
Organism: Cloeon dipterum
Lineage: Eukaryota; Metazoa; Arthropoda; Insecta; Ephemeroptera; Baetidae
Gene: JMJD4
Product: jumonji domain containing 4
Exons: 8
Coding region: 105-1367 (420 amino acids)
Biological process (GO): positive regulation of translational termination; protein hydroxylation
Cellular component (GO): cytoplasm; nucleus
Molecular function (GO): 2-oxoglutarate-dependent dioxygenase activity; sequence-specific DNA binding
Source: RefSeq, a predicted model, not a curated record